AAGAAAGAGGACAAAAGAGAGAGAGAAAGAGACAGAUAGUCAAACAGACAGAUGGACAGAGCCAGAGAGAGAGAGACAGAUUUAUAGAGAGAUUUAUCAUUGAGCUCUAUCAUUUAUCUCAGUCUGUUCUGUCAGUGCGGUUCUCUCCAGUUCUACUGAACAUAGUGUACGUUUGUCUCCAGUCUCUGGGCCCCCCCUCGGGCCCCUCACCAUCCGGCCGGCACCAUGAUGGGCUUUCAGGUGGACGAUGUGGAGAUCGACCCGGUCACUCUGAACCUGAUCAUCCUGAUCGCGAGUUACGUGAUCCUGCUGCUGGUCUUCCUCAUCUCCUGCAUCCUCUACGACUGCCAGGGAAAAGACCCCACCAAGGAGUACGCGCCGGACCCCCAGCCCAGUGCCACGCAAACACCCAUCCGCCUGGUGGUCAUGCAGGGGUCCCCCGCCACCCGCUGGGACCAGAACAAAACGGUCACCACAUAUGAAUCGGCAGGGGGAGAGCAGAGGGAGAAAAAAACUACACUCGUCUGACCACAGGAGUGGACUUACCUGUACAUAGAACUUUGUUUUUUAAUGUGGGAGAAAAAACUGAGCUCGUCUGACCACAGACUGGACUAACCUGUACAUAGGACCUGUUUAAAUGUGGGAGAUAAUAACUCUUCUCCUCUGGCCAGCAAGAGGGAACAAGACUGGACAAAGGUGUACAUAAUUUACUGUAUACACAUUUUACCCACUUUUAACUUAGAAAAGAAGUUUUAUUUUGUAAUUUUGUGCUGGGCUGAAGAAUGCUGGGACUGGAUCUGCAGAUGAUCAAACU
Molecule: messenger RNA, 814 nt
Organism: Colossoma macropomum (tambaqui)
Lineage: Eukaryota; Metazoa; Chordata; Actinopteri; Characiformes; Serrasalmidae
Product: small integral membrane protein 36-like
Exons: 1
Coding region: 226-528 (100 amino acids)
Source: RefSeq, a predicted model, not a curated record